This is a messenger RNA of Babesia ovata, 4644 nucleotides long. RefSeq names its product ABC transporter family protein. NCBI's taxonomy places the organism in Eukaryota, Apicomplexa, Aconoidasida, Piroplasmida, Babesiidae. The record is from RefSeq and is a predicted model, not a curated record. Gene Ontology annotation, molecular function: ATP hydrolysis activity; ATP binding; ABC-type transporter activity. The transcript has a single exon. Gene Ontology annotation, biological process: transmembrane transport. The coding region runs from base 1 to 4644 and encodes 1547 amino acids. Gene Ontology annotation, cellular component: membrane.
AUGGGGGGUACGCUAGAGUUCCAGGAUACGGUGGCGGUGCCAUUUGGUCCCUCGGAGGAGCCUUGUAGCGCUGGCAUAUCGCAAAAUGGGUGUCAAACCGAUACGGUACCUACUUACGAUGACAAGGGCAUCAUGAACUUUAUAUUGUUGAAGUGGGUAGUAUUCUGGGCGAAUAAACUUAAGGUCACCUAUUUCAAACUGUCGAUGCUGCCGCAACUUCCUAAGGCCGACCAGAUUUCGUACUGGCAGCCCAUCUUUUCUAAGCACAUCAGUGAUGGAUUGCUCAGGUUAGAGAAGUCAAAGGCAGAAGCGGCGUUCGCUGGGGACGAGGCCAAUCCAACUAAAGCACCUCGCCACCUACUUAUGCGUGCAAUUCUAUUAACAUUCUGGAGGCGCAUCGUGCUCCUUUCGUUUUUGGCAGUGCUUGACAGCGUUUUAAACAUCGGGGUGGCAAUGAUCCUAAAGUUUCUGCUUGAUACGAUGAAAAAGAAGGACCAGCUGGCGAUCAACGUUAUAGCCAUGCUUUUUCUAAUCAUAAUAGUGGAAGUGGUCCAUUCGAUUGUCCAGCAGCAUAAGAACUUUUACAAUCGUCGGACCGAAAUCAUUAUGGAGGCGGUUAUGUCCAUCACACUGUUCCAGCACGGUUUGUGUCAUCGCAAGGAUUACUGCAUUGCAGUAGAGGAGAAUUGCCGCCUAAAUGGCUGCAAGGAUGCUGUGCAUUCCUGCAAGGCCGGGUCCAACUUAUGUUCACCUAACCCGCUUAUGUGUCCGGCCAGGAGACACAAAAAUGCGGAGUUGCCGCCUAGCAUGUACACCUUUCUUUACUUCGAUACCUGCAAUAUGGCAUCCUUAACAAAUGUCAUCACCAGCGUUAUCAGGUUCCUCUGCAGCUUCGUAUUUGGGAUGGUAAUUAUAAGAUCGCAGAUUGGCGUCGACAUACUCUACCCUGCAAUGGCCAUGCUUGCACUGACAAUUAUCAUGGUUGGCAUAGAGUUUAUGAACGGAUAUGUGCUGAAGCAUUUGCUGACAUGCAGGGAUGUGAGACUGGCUAAGAUGAGCGAAGUGAUGGGGAGUUUGGACGUUAUUCAGACGUCUGGAAUGGAGGAUAUUGGAUACAGAGUUGUGAAUGACAGCAGACAGGACGAGAUCUGUUUGCUUAAGCAUCGUGUCUUCCUUUCGCUCAUCAACAAGGCCAUAAUGAACAGUGUUGGCGUCAUUGUGAAACUCAUCGUUUUGCUCGAAUUUAUUAGUCUCGUCAAACGUGCUGCUGAUCAACGCAAUUUUGACUUAGCCGCCCCAAUUACCUUGCUGUUCGUAGUUACCAAGAUCACAACGUCCCUGACAAAGCUCCCCACCACGCUGAAGUUUUUGAUCGAGACGCGCACAUCCUACAGGAGGCUCUCAGACUUCAUAGUGGCAUGUUCCCCGAAUUACUAUUUAAAAGUGCAAGACGUGCCCGAAAGGUCUUCCACAUCUUUGGAUCUUAUGAACAAACCAACAAGCCUCCUUUCCAACAACCAUUUAGUAGUUUACAAGAACGCCAGCUUCGCAUGGUUCCAGACCAUCGAAGAGAGUUUGGAAGAGGUGCCGAUUAGGUCUCCCACAUUGAAUGGCAUUAACUUUGAGCUUAAGCGUGGCGAGAUCAAGAUAAUUACGGGUAACCAGGGUUGCGGUAAGACGAGCUUCAUCAAAGCGAUUCUUGGUGAUAUGAGUCUGGUGUCUGGAAGCAUGGCAGUCGCGCCACUGUCCACUGGGAUGCCCAUCUUCUACACGUCGCAGGAGGUGUGGCUGCCCAGCGGAAGCAUCCGUUCGAUCAUCACGUUCGGGUACGCCUUCGACGAGGACAUCUACAAACGGGUGACUUCGGCAGUCGAACUCGAGUCUGACUUCGCCUCGUGGGAGGACGGUGACAUGCGUGUGAUAUCCGAGAAGGGCUAUUCCUUGAGUGGCGGUCAGCGUGUGAGGCUGAGCCUGGCUCGUGCGUUGUACGCUUACUUGGUCUUCAGCAAGGCCAACGAACGCCUGGUCGGGGAUCGGUGCUGUUUCUUGGUCUGCCUGGACGAGCCUUUCAAUGGUUUGGACCCGACUGUCGCAGGCUCCAUAUUCAACAACCUCUUCAACAAGGACACGGGGCUGCUGGUCGGGGACGACGUUGCCGUGGUCAUGGCGAUGUCACCCGCGCAUCUCGAUUUGUUGUCGACUUCGCUUAUGUCCAAUAAUGUAGCUUGUAUGGAAGUAUUGAACAUUGGUGAUGGUUCUAUACACCCACCCACGGGAUGCAACAAGCCGUCGAACGACGAUUCGCUUUCCUCUCAGCGCAAUAAAGGUUUCACAACGGAUGUUGCUUUCAAGCGUGCUUCGACUUUAACUCGUAUGCCGCGAAAUAUCUACAAGGGUUGCGAGAUUGGAGAGUUUUCGACCAUGAGUGUAGGGUAUAUGUCUUGCGGAAAGCAGACCUCCAUCAGCAACACGGUCGAUGAGGCAAGUGAGCAGAAUAAGCGUUGUUCUACUUCAUCAGGUUAUUUGAGAUACUUGGAGGCUGUGGGAUAUAAAACAUGCUUCUCCAUAAUCGCACUGCUUGUGGCCAGCAUAGUUAUGCAGAAAAUAAAUGCCAUUUACAUUGCGCGUUGGUCUGACACUGUUAGGGACCUCGGAGGUUGUGACCGGGACAGUAAUGCUGAUAUGGAUGUGAUAUUGGCAGCGCAUGAGUAUGAGGCGGUUUUGGUGAAGUUAUUUUCUGCUCUUUACUUAUCCUUCUUGUUCGCUGCUUUCCUCCUCAUGGUUGUUGGCAGUUUGAGAUGCUCUUCGCGGCUCUUUGCAUUCGCAUUAAAUUCGAUUUUUCAUAAGACGUCUUCAGUUAUUGCACUUAAGAAGUCAAUUGGUGGUGUCAUUACAAUGUUCUCAUCCGACUUCGUCCACAUCGACGAGAAAUUUUGCAAACAAGUGAGCAGCACGCUUCUGGGAUUGAUCCGUAUAAUAGCCCAAGCUGUUACAAUGUCCUACACGAUACCCUUGGCUUCACCUGUGCCGAUCAUUCUUGUUUCGGGUCUCUAUUUCUAUAUUAUCCGCCGCUAUUUCAUUCCGGCGAAGAAAUUGGAGUGUCUGAUGCUAGAUGCAACAUCGAACAUCAAUGAGUUGUACACCAGUACAAUUACAGGGUCAUCACUUUACCGCAGUUAUCGGAAGGAAAGUCAAUGCAUCGAUACGAUUACGACACAGUCAGAGUAUUUUUAUAGGUCGAAGUUCCUGAAACUUGCAUUGAACGUAUGGGCAGCGGUGGCCGCCAAAAUGAUGACGUGUUGUAGUGCGGGUGUUAUGUUUUUCAUUUCCAUCAUUUGUCAUUAUGCAUUCGGUAUGGACUUGCGUAUUGCUCAGGUCGGUCUUGGAAUAUCGUUGACUUUGGGGUUUAACGACUCCCUAUCUAUGGUCAUAUACAACAUCGCGGUCGUUGAAAGGCAAAUGUGCUCAUUGGCGCGUUAUAAAGGUUACUUUUUCCAGGGCAAAUCUACAUUCAAAGACAAAUUCGAAUCGAUGGGAGAAAGCGUUUUAUCUGAAUAUUGUGGGAUAGGAAAGACCGAAAAUGGCAAAAUCCGCUUAGCUGAUUUGGAGAAGAGACGAUCUGAAGAAUAUCUCAACCUUAACUUCAGAAAUUAUAUUUCACUUUGGGAUCGUCAAUUUCACAGCAGCAAAAUCGAAUUGUUGGAUGCUUCGCUAUAUGUGCCUCCUCGUCACACAGCCCUCGAACUGCACAACGUCAAGGUACCCGAACCCACCCAGGAAUUCAAUGCCAACAAGAAUUACAUUUUGAAGGGCGUGACUGCGAGCACGCGUGCGGGCGACGUGGUUGGUAUUGUGGGCCGUACUGGUGCCGGCAAGAGUACGCUGUUGAGUGUGCUGCAAAACAUAGCAGCGGGAAGGGAAGGUUCCGUGCUGCUUGACGGCCGGGAGCUAAACACUAUCCCACGCAAGGUGCUGCGUCACAUUAUCGGCGUGCUGCCGCAGAUGCCGUUCGUGUUCAAGGGUUGGACCCUACGUCGUUUCCUCGAUCCCCGUAUGUUGCACUCCGACGACGAGAUCAUGCACGCGUUGGAGUGCUGCGGCCUGAUGGAUCUCGUCCAGUCGCUGCCCGGGGCCAAUCCGCUGGACACUGUCCUAGUGCACGAGGACAUAACGGUGCAAAGGGGCUAUUACGUUAUAAUCCCCCUCAUACGCCUCAAGGGUGGACAGACUGCAACCACCACCGACGACGCCGAGAGGGACGUGUCCACCGAGCGUCCAGAUGGCAACGUGACGUGCUUCUCGAUGAGCCAGCUGCGUUCGUUAUCCUUUGCUCAUCUGGUGCUGUAUCGCAUGACUUAUCGCAUUUUGCUGAUCGACGAGCCGCCCUCCGACAACUGCGCGGGUCAAGACGAGGCGGACCAGGGCACUGCGAGCCCGUCUGGCGCGGAGUCAUCUUCGGACGCGUCAGUGCCCAUCUACGACCUGGUGAAGAUGUUCUUCAGCCACUGCACGACGUUCAUCGUGGCGCACGACAAGAACGUGCUGCGGUCGUGCACUUCGGUGUGGGUGAUGCAGGGCGGCACGCUUGUCGAACGCUGCUCCACACAACAGUUCAUGGACAGGGGGAUGGCUCAUCUCACCUGA